CAGAGAUGCAUGUCUUGAACUUGUGUGUUGGAAGAACUAUACAUACUUACCUAUGAUUAAUGCCCGCCGGGAUGCACCGGUAGUUGCAGGGACCCUUCAAUCGAUAAGAUAUAUAAUGUGCCGUCACUGUCUUGCAAAUAAUCUGCAAUUUGCUCCCCCUCAACCCCCCACUUGUUCCCUAUCCUCAUAAUGACUGACAAACCCACCCCUUCGACAGUGGUCGAGCCCCAACAAGGAACCAAGGAUAGCAACGAAAAGAGAGACAGAAAAGGCCGUAUUCAUGAGUUCCAGGAAACCGAGGGCUACAUUAUUGACAUCGCCGAGGAUGAUUCCGCGCCAACAGGGCUCAAACUUGCCAAGGAUGGCCACACCGUCUUGAUCCCUCAGCCCAGUGAUGAUAAGCAUGAUCCUCUGAACUGGACGUGGAACAAGAAGCACCUCAUGCUUUUUAUCGUGUCUUGGGUGUCCUUUCUGCCUGACUAUGGGAGCGCAACCGGGGCUGUCACUCUGAUCCCGCAAGCCGUGGAGUGGGGGACCACCCCAGACACUGUGAAUCACUCACAAGCCGGCAAUGUAUUCAUGUUGGGCGCAGGUGGUGUGGUUGGUAUGUACCUAUCGACUUUCUCAGCAACUUGAACACAAGAAAACUUGUCUGACCCCGAAGCAGUCGUGAUUCUUUCGGCCUACUUUGGCCGUCUCCCUGUCGUCUUUUGGUUCCUCCUCAUCUCCGUCGCAACAGCAGCUUGGUGUGCCGAACCAGAUACGUUCGAAUCAUUCAUGGCGGCCCGUAUUCUCAACGGCUUCUUCUCGACAGUCAGCCAGGCAGGGGGGUUAAUGUUUAUCAAAGACAUGUUUUUCUUUCAUGAACAGGCGAGGAAGAUCAACAUUUGGGCAUCAUUUAUUGUCAUGUCCCCCUACGUCGGUCCUCUCUUUGCCGCCUUCAUGACAGAAACACUACACUGGUCAGUGCCAUUUUGGGUGUACUUUGGCAUGAAUGUGCUGGGAAUGGCACUGGUCGUUGCAUUUCUGGAAGAGACAUACUAUGACAGGACCAUACCAUCGGACCAACAGCCUGCUCGAGGCAACCGUUUUGCCAGACUGAUCGGCACCGCCCAAUGGAAGUCUCGACAUCUCCGCAACACCUUUGGCCAAGCUUGUUGGAGAACCGUCAGUGUGCUUCUCAAGCCAAUCGUAGCUCUCUCGUGCGUUUUUUACGCCUUGACGUUUGCUUGGGCGGUGGGCAUCAACACCACGCUGGCCAUAUUUGUCACCCCACUGUACGGCUUCGGACCAAAACAAGUGGGAUUCUUCUAUUUCACCCCGGUGGUUGCUGUGGCACUGGGGGAGGCAACAGGCCACUGGCUGCAUGACGCUCUCGCCAAGCAGUACAUCCGCUCUCACAAGGGACAUUUCGAGCCCGAGGUGCGCCUGCGAGCCGUACUUCUGGCAAUGCCUGUUGUCAUUGUCGGCCUAGUUCUCAUCGGGCAGUGCUUUGAGAACCAGUGGUACUUCAUGGCCACCAGCGUCUGCUGGGGCCUUUAUGUUUUCGGCAUGAUGAUCACCACAGUAGCACUGAGUAGUUACUGCCUUGAUAGCUACCCGGAGGCAUCUGGCGAGGUUUCGGCGUGGCUCAACAUGGCCCGGACUGUCGGAGGGUUUAUCGUCAGCUAUUUUCAGGUCAGAUGGGCCGAAGCGCAGGGAACGAAGCAGAGCUUCGGGAUCCAGGCUGGCAUCUGCGGCGGUGCUAUUUUGUUCAUUGUCGCUUUGAUAGUGUGGGGGAAGAGGCUGAGAAUUUGGGCGGGACCACUAAACUUUGCAACGACGUAA
Molecule: messenger RNA, 1827 nt
Organism: Podospora pseudopauciseta
Lineage: Eukaryota; Fungi; Ascomycota; Sordariomycetes; Sordariales; Podosporaceae
Exons: 3
Coding region: 778-1827 (349 amino acids)
Biological process (GO): transmembrane transport
Cellular component (GO): plasma membrane
Molecular function (GO): transmembrane transporter activity
Source: RefSeq, a predicted model, not a curated record